Saccostrea cuccullata (small rock oyster) is the source of this 983-nucleotide messenger RNA. RefSeq lists its product as uncharacterized. The record is from RefSeq and is a predicted model, not a curated record. NCBI's taxonomy places the organism in Eukaryota, Metazoa, Mollusca, Bivalvia, Ostreida, Ostreidae. The transcript has 8 exons. The coding region runs from base 36 to 878 and encodes 280 amino acids.
AAGCCUUAAUACAUGAAUGGCAGAAACACCAUCAUAUGGAAGCUGUCAGAUCGGUAUAUGAGUAUAUCGUGACACAUCAAAACAGCCACCAAGGACAUUUAAGCCACGACAGAGCAUUACGGUAUACAUAUAGUAGUGACUUUGAUGAGGCCUUUGACCACCAUAAUACCCACCCAGAUGUUAAAAGAGUUGAAGACCUAAUACGUCACAACCGUGAGCGUGGAUGCUUAACCAAAUUACAGCAAUAUUGUGAAGAACUGCUUCAUAUUCAACCACACUCCUCACACACCACCACCCAGAAACCAACGGAAAAACCUACAACAACACAUCACGUGACUCCCCACAAAACAACCACUAAAGAAAAAACUACCACAAUGCCACCAACGACAACCACAGUCAAACUAACCACCACAGAAGCCACUACCACACAAGCUGCCACCACAACAGCGGAGACAACCACGGAGUUACCACCUCUUAAUCUGACAAUCUGUGACGCCUUUGCCUUUGUGAUGGCGCUAGCUAGUGGUGACAAGGUGCUGGAUCGGCACGCCGGUCUGUGUUCGGACGGUACCCACAGUCAGUCCGAGGCCGUGCUCUAUCAGACCUGUAAAGCCCCGGACGCUUCCACGUGGACAGCUGGACCAAAAGUUAUGGAUAACUGUGCGCGGAUCCCGGCCUAUACACCUAUUGCAACUUUUGAGUUUGGUCAGUACAAUCUGGACUCGUCUUCAUUAUCUGGUAUCUUUGUCGAGUGCACUGACGAUGGAUUCAAGGUUGCCGCACAAUUAUGUGGACAUGGACCUGAAAUUUACACAAUCCACAAAGGUGGCUCAACACUGCGACAGGAUGCCAAUAAUUACUAUGUCGUUAACAUCUAAAAAAGAUACUGCGAAUUCUGUGAUACAAAUCUCUCUUGUAUAUAUAACAUCAUCAUCCAUUUUAUAUUUAUUUACAAACACUGCCAAUUUACUAUUUCACAAGUU